UAGUAUUAGUAGAUAUAUAAACACAUGUAGUUUCGCCUAAGUGAUACCACUCUUGCACUAAUUGUUGAGAGAAAGAAAAGGGUAGUAAAUAAAAAAGGUUGAAUAAUAGCAGAGAAUCGCGGGUAGAUGUUACUUACCACACUAUUUUAUCGACUGUUUCUCGUCAUUCGCAAUUUAGUGCUCAACCGCUCUAGACACUUAAUACUAGCUCAUUUAAAUUCGCUAAAAAGUUCGUUUUUACGUUAAAAAUGCCUAAAAGAAAGCGUUCUAAAGAAGUUGACGACGAUUUAGAGACUUUACUACGGAAAGUUAAAAAAUUAGAACGAAAAAUACGUCAUCGAAAAACCAGUGUUUCGGAUAGUGAUUCGGAAAUUUCUCCAGCUUGUGAAACAACGGUACGCAGUACCAUACAUCGACCAGCUCUCGGAUACUGCCGUCCCUUACCCUGGCUGCAGGAGUGUUAUCAGGGCGGCAUUAUCAAGACGAAGCCUCCCUGCAGCAUCACUAGACAUCAUGAUGGCCUCGCUCUCAGAAAGCUCUAUCAAACAAUAUGACGUAUGCCUCAAAAAGUGGUGGUCUUUUUGUCAAGCUCAUUCCGUAGAACCGUAUGAAGCUACAAUUCCAACAGUAAUUUCCUUUUUGACUAAUUUAUUCACUGAUGGCUACCAAUAUGGGUCCCUAAAUUCGUAUAGAUCGGCCCUGUCGUUAAUCUUAGGACCUACAUUAGCAAAAGACGAAUACUUACAUAGAUUUUUUAAAGGAGUAUUUCGGCUUAGACCUCCUGUACCUAAGUACAAUGCCACCUGGGAUACUAGUUGUGUACUUAAUCAUCUAAGUAUUUGGUACCCAAAUGAAGAACUUGAUUUAUGCAAGCUAUCCAAAAAGACCAUUACACUGUUAGCUCUUACAACAGCGCAUAGAUUGCAAACUAUUUCCAAAAUUAAUGUCAAAAAUAUAGAAACGUCUGAUGAUCGCAUUAGUAUCAAAAUUCCGGAUAUUUUAAAAACUUCUCGGCCCGGCUGUAAGCAACCUGUUCUUUUUUUGCCCUUUUUCAAUGACAAACCGUCGAUCUGUCCAGCGAAAACGCUUCAGAUUUAUAUAAGUAAAACGGAGUCCCUAAGAACAUCGGAAAUGUUAUUCAUUGGUCUGAAAAAACCUCACAACGCGGUAGGUACACAGACACUCAGCCGAUGGAUCAAACGCACACUGGGCGAGUGCGGGGUGGACACAGCCGUGUUCACAGCUCACAGCACGCGACACGCAGCCGCCAGCGCCGCGCACUCGCUCGGUGUCAGCGUGGAUACCAUCCGUAGCACCGCGGGCUGGAGCCACAACUCCUCCACCUUCGCUCGAUUUUAUAAUAGGGUUGUUGGUGACGCUGACCUAGCCUUAGCUCGAACAAUCAUUGAUAACCAUUCUCCUUAAUGUUAAUUAAAUAAUAUCAAAUUACUGUACUACUACUGUUGUAGCUACUAUAAUAGUAAUUACACUCAGUGUAAGAUACGAUUGUCAAAUUGCUUAUUUUUGUACCUAUAAUUAAUCAUAAAAUAAACUCUUGAUAAUUGCACCUAGUAUCAUUGACCCUACUUCUCUCUAGGGGCUCUCAAAAUCUACAUGUGUUUAUAUAUCUACUAAUACUAAUCUAGAGGACGAAGCGCGAAGUAUAAUUAGUGAUUAAACGAACUUACCUAUGUGAAGUUCUAUCAUAAUUAUACGAAGCGCUUCGUCCGAAGAGAUUAGUAUGUACUCCCGCCCACCCUUAAGGCUGACGCUACCCGGGACGCAACAAACAAA
Molecule: messenger RNA, 1794 nt
Organism: Pectinophora gossypiella (pink bollworm)
Lineage: Eukaryota; Metazoa; Arthropoda; Insecta; Lepidoptera; Gelechiidae
Exons: 2
Coding region: 514-1425 (303 amino acids)
Biological process (GO): DNA recombination; DNA integration
Molecular function (GO): DNA binding
Source: RefSeq, a predicted model, not a curated record